Messenger RNA from Misgurnus anguillicaudatus (oriental weatherfish), 5421 nucleotides. The record is from RefSeq and is a predicted model, not a curated record. Lineage: Eukaryota; Metazoa; Chordata; Actinopteri; Cypriniformes; Cobitidae.
AUCACUAACUUCUGCAUGUGUAAAACUCGACCCAACCCCAAGAAACGCCCCACGAGGCUGCUGAAGCAUCGAUCACGGAGUGCGCGCCCGCGUGUGCGUUCAUGAUGGCGGCCGCUGGAGCGGCGGAGGCGAGCGUCAGCAGCGGUAGCAGCGACUCCUCGAGCACCGCGGACGAGGAGCGCGUCCGGCGACUCUUCCAGACCUGUGACGGUGACGGGGACGGAUUCAUAAACCGGAAUGAUUUGUUGAUGGUGUGUCGUCAGUUGAACAUGGAGAAUUCUGUCCCUGAGAUUAUGGGUCAGCUCGGAGCAAAUGAACAGGGGAAGAUUUCUUUUGAGGACUUCACACGCUGUCGCAUGCGGUUGUUCAAUGAGAUCCGUAAGGAAGAAGGACAGCUAUCGCUUCUUUCCGUUGACACGGAGAAAAGGAAAUGUCAGGAACACAUCGCUUCGUGGCCAACCAGCAGCGAUAAUAGCUUAGGUGCUCGGGAGAGUUGGGAAUAUGAUUCUGGAGCAAGAGACUUAAUGACUCCAGACCUGCAGAUCUCACCUUUGCUUCAGAAACUAACAGAGCAACCCAAAGUACUGGAACCUUCGCUUGACCUAAACCAUCUCAUGUCACAGUCGCAGGCCAAUCACAGCGGUCCAUUGAGCGGUAGUUAUCUGGAGCUGGCCAAUACGCUUCAUGUUGCUGCUCUGGCGUCUCUGAAGGGUGAUGUGGUGGAACUGAACCAGCGACUGCUGCAGAGCGAAAGAGAGAGAGACACGCUGGAGAGGAGGCUCGCUGAAGCACAGUUUGAGCAGUCGCAUCUGCAGCAGGAGCACGAGGAUGUGCAGGAGAGGACGACUCUACGCUACGAGGAGCGAAUCACAGAGCUGCACAGCAUCAUCGCAGAACUAAACAAGAAGAUCGACCUGCUGCAGGGGACCACCAUCAGGGAAGAAGAUGAACUUUCUGAACUCCGCUCUGAGCUCAGUCACAGUCAACAAGAAGUUAAUGAGGAUGAGCGGAGCAUCGAUCAGGACCCGGACCAGGCGUCCAUCUCGCUGCCUGAAAACCAGUCCACGCUGGUAACAGUAGACAUGGAUAACUGCAGUGAUCUGAACUCGGAGCUGCAGCGAGUCCUCACGGGGUUAGAGAGCGUCUUGUGUGGACGCAAGAAGAGCACAUGCAGUCUGUCUGUGGCCGAGGUGGACCGACACAUCGAGCAACUCACCACAGCCAGUGAACACUGUGAUCUGGCCAUUAAGACGGCAGAGGAGAUCGAAGGAGCUCUGGGUCGGGAUUUCUAUCCCAGUCUCUGCGAGGAGCGUCUGCGCUGGGAGAAGGAACUCGCCGGACUUCGGGAGGAAAACGAAAGUUUGACAGCGAUGUUGUGCAGUAAAGAGGAAGAUCUGAACCGUACCAAAGCCACCAUGAACGCCAUCAGAGAGGAGCGAGACCGCCUGCGCAGAAGGGUCCGUGAGCUUCAGACGCGUCUCCAGAGCAUACAGCCUGGCGGUCCGUCAAGUCCUGGCCGUCUGACUCCAGCGGGUCGAGCUGUGAAUCCCAGCACAGGAGAGCUCAGUACCAGCAGCAGCAGCAAUGACAUCCCUGUCGCCAAGGUGGCAGAGCGAGUAAAGCUGUCUAAGACACGAUCAGAAUCAAUAUCAGUCGAAAGAUCCGUCCUGGGCUCUGAGAUCAGCAGCAUUGGGGUGUCCAGUAAUGUCGCUGAACAUUUAGCACAUUCUCUACAGGACUGCUCAAAUAUCCAAGAGAUCUUCCAGACGUUGUACUCACACGGUUCUGCCAUUUCUGAGAGCAAGAUCAGAGAGUUUGAGGUGGAGACGGAAAGACUCAACAGUCGUAUCGAGCAUCUGAAGUCUCAGAAUGAUCUCUUGACCAUAACGCUGGAGGAAUGCAAGAGUAAUGCAGAGAGGAUGAGUAUGCUGGUGGGCAAAUAUGAAUCUAACGCCACAGCGCUCCGUCUGGCCCUGCAGUACAGUGAACAGUGUAUUGAGGCCUAUGAGCUGCUAUUGUCUUUAGCAGAGAGUGAACAGGGACUGGUCCUGGGUCAGUUCAGGGCUUCUGGAGUCAGUGCUGUCGGAGAGCAGGUGGGUGAAGAGAGCAUCACACAGAUCCUGAAGAAAGCUCACGACAGAAGAAAGACUGCAGAAAUCGCCGCCAAAGACCUCCUGAUCAGACUGGACGGCAGCUGCGGCGCUGGGUUUGCAGUGGCAGGUUGUAGCGUGCAGCCGUGGGAGAGUCUGUCAUCUAACAGUCACACCAGCACCACCAGCUCUACGGCCAGCAGCUGUGACACAGAUUUCUCUAAAGAAGACGAGCAGAGGUUGAAGGAUUACAUCCAGCAGCUGAAGAACGAUCGCGCUGCUGUCAAACUGACCAUGCUGGAGCUGGAGAGCGUUCACAUCGACCCAUUGAGCUGUGAUGUGAAACCUCGCGGUGACACGCAGAGACUCGACCUGGAGAACGCUGUCCUCAUGCAAGAGCUCAUGGCCAUGAAGGAGGAGAUGGCCGAGUUGAAGGCUCAGUUGUAUCUGUUUGAGAAAGAGAAGAAAGCUCUGGAGCUCAAGUUGAGCACACGUGAAGCUCAGGAACAAGCGUAUCUGGUUCACAUCGAACAUCUAAAAUCCGAGGUGGAGGAACAUCAGGAACAGAGACGACGAUCGCUAAACUCCACCGGCAGCAAAGACAAGAGCAGGGACUCUGGUGAUUCUCCUGCGAUCAGUCUGUCUGAUGUGAGAAGUCUGAAUGACAGCGAUCUCGCGGCGGAGCUCAGCAGCGCCCUCAGGAGAGAGAAGAAGUUAAAGGCUCGUGUACAGGAGUUGGUCACUGCUUUAGAAAGACUCACAAAGAGCAGUGAAGUCCGACAUCAACAGUCUGCUGAGUUUGUCAAUGACCUAAAAAGAGCCAACAGUAAUCUGGUGGCGGCGUAUGAGAAAGCAAAGAAGAAACAUCAGAACAAACUGAAAAAGCUGGAGUCUCAGAUGAUCGCCAUGGUGGAGAGACACGAGACGCAGGUGCGGAUGCUGAAACAACGCAUCGCUCUUCUAGAAGAGGAGACGUCACGACCGCACACCAAUGAGACCUCGCUCUGAUAAACAGACAGUUAACUCCCAUCAUCGCCGUGCAUCGGACAGACAUCACCCAAAGUCAACUGACAGAGAUAUACAGCCAAUGAGAGGUCUCCAACAUGUCAGGAAUAACCAAUAGUAUGGCAGAGGUCCAAUGACAGACGACGUCUUUCAGGGCACACACACACACACACACACGCGCGGCUGGACGUCUCUUCACAGUCAUGUGACAGCUGUCAAUCAUGCUUUGGAAUAAGAAGUCCUGUACUGUUUUUAUUUAGAAAAGACUUUAGACUGGAAAAAAAUCAUAAUGAAAGAACUUUUUUGUAAUAUUUGUUACUAUAUGACUGCGUUCUUCUUCCAAACAUUUUGGACGCUACUUUGUGAAGUAAACAAUCACAACCUUCCUCACACACAUUCACAUUUACUCACCAUUAUUUAGAUCAAAUCUGUAUGACUUUCUCUCUUCUGUAGAACAUAAAUGAUAUUCAGACCGAAUCUGAAUCAUAAAAUAUGAUUAAAGUAUCAUAUACUGUAUGUAUCUUGUGUGAUAAAGUCUUUUGUUUACAUUGGUUUAAUGCCUUUGUGUAUGCAGAACAACCUGCUAAGCAAACACUUUUAAAUGUUUUACAGACUAAAGUAAGUCAUACAGUAUUAAAACUAUAUUUAGUAAAUGAAAGCAUUUUCAUUAAGUUUCAGUUUUUAAAACAUAAUGGCCAUUUUUAUCAGUCAUUAGUUUUUAAUGUAUCAACUCAUUAAAAGAUGAAAUGCUCACACACUGAAAAAAAUGAUUCAUUGAAUUUAAUAAAUUUUUUUAAGGUAAGUGGUUGCAAUCAAUUUAUUUAAGCUACAUUUAAACAAAAGUUUUAUAUUUUAUUUUACUUUACUAUUCUUUUUUGUUUAAAUGUAGCUUAAAUAAAUUGAUUGCAACCACUUACCUUAAAAAAAUGUAUUAAAUUCAAUGAACCAUUUUUUUCAGUGCAGAUGUGUGGAUUUUCAUGAUGCUUUAUAAUAUUUUACAGUCUAUCUAUGAAGCAGAAUUUCACAUGAUGUCAUCAAUCAUCAUUUUCAUCAUAUAAUGUCAUUUACAUAUUCGAUCUGAAGAGUUUUACAGCAGCUACGCACUUGCAGUAAACAAGACAUUUACAUGAUUUAGCACAGCAGUUCACAAACAUUCGUUGCAAAAAAUUGUUUAUUUUGAUAAGAAGCAGUUAUUUUGCAUAAUGAUUUGCAUUGUGGCAUUUUCAUGACAAUGGGUUUUAUAUAUGUUGAAAUGCAAAUCAUUUUGGUUUAAAAUAAUCGUCUUUAUUUUUUACUUAUAUGAUUUUGUGAUGAAGUCAGGGUGUUCCUCACAGAUUAUUAAAACAAGCAACUCGUGUGUGAAUAUAAGAAAAUAUUCCUCUAUAAAUUAUAAAGUGAUUUAUAAAGGUUUAAUCUGUGUUGUAUUGAUUGUUGAUGUUUUUACUGUUUUCAGUGGAAACGUCUGCAGUUUCGUGACUUGAGGGGGUUUUCUUUUUGACCAAAGCUAAAAUCCGCAAACAUAGGGCAACGUAGAUGCCGUAUGAAUAUAAAUGUACAAUUGAGGUGAAUCAUUUCUUACACUAAGAUUACAACUAGAUGAUGUAGCUUUUACAUUUGUUUGCAUGUGGAUACAGUCCAACCAGAGGAAUGUGAUAUCAUUAUGAUUUAAUUUAAUGCAAACUAAUGAAGCAGGUCUGAUUUUCUCAUACAAACACAUUUUAAGGACACUUUUUCACAGGAUCACCACAUUGCCUUCUUAUAGACUUUUUUUUUUCUGCAUUGAAACCUCAAUAGCUGCUGUACUUCUGUGGAUUAUAAAAUGCUGUUUUAUUCCAAAGGUUUUGAGUUGCGGUGCCAUUUAUGCAUAAGCAUUUUUCAUCAGUUUUAAAUACAUUUUUAAGUGCUGGACAUGUUUGAAAUCUUAAAGCAAUAGAAAUCUGCUCACUCAGUCGGACUGUUUUUAUACCAAUCUGCCCACAAGACUGUAAAUGUGAACAGGCAUUUAUUAUAGUGAUACAUUAUUCAUAAUGCAGUUUGACCUCUCUGUGAUAAACUGAUUUACAUGUCUGUUAUUGUAAGAAUUGAUAUUUAGGUAUGAGAGCAUUUUAAAUGAAUUCUUACAAGGAAGACUACAUGACAGCAGCGCUUUCUUUUAUGAAAAGUAUAUGCAUAUCCAUUUCAAAACAAUGGGCUAGAGAAACUACAGUGGGGUUUGUGAAUUUUACCUAAUUUGCACAGAUCUGUUUUUGAAUCAAAUCUUUGCAAACAUUUUUGUUUUAUUUUAAUACAGAAUGUAUUUGUUUAUAUAAUAAAAUAUUAAAUCGUG